This is a messenger RNA of Dendroctonus ponderosae (mountain pine beetle), 4123 nucleotides long. Its product is annotated as pseudouridine-metabolizing bifunctional protein C1861.05-like. NCBI's taxonomy places the organism in Eukaryota, Metazoa, Arthropoda, Insecta, Coleoptera, Curculionidae. Gene Ontology annotation, molecular function: kinase activity; pseudouridylate synthase activity. The record is from RefSeq and is a predicted model, not a curated record. Bases 347 to 2383 code for a protein of 678 amino acids. The transcript is spliced from 11 exons.
UUAAAAUCAUUUUCCCAUCCCACGCAAAAAUUAAUCAACCAUAUUUACAAACAUGAAUAUUUGGCCAUCCGAAAUUCACUGAAGCGUAAACAUUUUAAAUGCAAGUAGAAUUUGGUUUAUUUAUAAACCGGUUUGUAGCGGCUUUGUUCCGGCGCCCGUUCGAGUAAAUCAAAAUGAAGAAAACGCUUGUUUCCCUCAAAAUCCUGCAGUCCUUUUUAAUCUCAGCUGAUACUGAGCACACUCGCAUUAAUCACUUGAAUUCAAAUGCUUGAUAACCGGUUAGUUGACCUGGAUUUCGAUAGUCGGCUCGAUUUCGCGUCGGAAACGCCUGUUGUUUUUUCGAAAAAUGCUCCAACUAGUUCCUCGCUUGGCAUUAAAAUCGGGUGCUCGUUUGUUUUCGCGAAGAAAUCACUUCCUUGAGGUGAGUGAUGAGGUGACUGAGGCAUUGAGGCUCAACAGGCCGGUGGUUGCGCUGGAAUCGACAAUUAUCACUCAUGGGAUGCCGUUUCCUCAAAAUGUUGAGUGCGCUUUGGAGGUGGAGGAGGCGGUUCGAAGCCAGAAUGCGGUUCCAGCAACAAUCGCCCUAGUAAAUGGAGCUGUUAAAGUGGGUCUAUGUAAGAGGGAAAUUGAGAUUUUGGGCGACACGAAGAUUAGCCGCCCAGUGAAAACCUCCCGCAGAGAUUUUCCGUAUGUUCUGAGCAAUAAACUCAACGGCGGCACCACCGUGGCUGGCACCCUGGUUGUUUGCAACCAGGUUGGUAUACGAAUUUUUGCAACUGGAGGGAUUGGUGGUGUCCAUCGCGGAGCAAGCGAAACGUUUGAUAUUUCCGCUGAUUUAACUGAAUUGGGACGUUGUAAUGUUGCGGUUGUUUCCAGCGGCGUUAAAUCGAUCUUGGACAUAGCGAAGACGCUGGAAUACUUGGAAACACAGGGGGUUUUGGUUGCAACCCUUGGCCCAACCGCAGCGUUUCCAGCUUUCUACAGUCGCUUGAGCGCUCACAAAGCCCCAUACUGUGUUGAAACUGCUUCGGCUGCAGCCGAAAUCAUCAAAGCUCACAAAGACAUGCACCUUGAAUCAGGCUUGUUGUUUGGAGUGCCUGUUCCAGAGCCUUAUGCUUUUGAUCCAGAAUCAAUUAACCGAAUUAUCGACGACGCAUUAGUGGAAGCCCAUAAGGCAGGCAUAAGUGGUAAAAACAUCACGCCCUUUCUUUUGGAGCAGAUCGCUGGGAUGUCGGGGGGCAGCUCGUUGAAAACUAAUAUUGCGCUAAUAAAGAACAACGCAAAAACUGCAGCAGAGAUUGCCGUCUGUUUAGCGCAUCUGGAAAGAAACGAAGAAGACACCAAACCAGAGGAGAAGCUGCCCUCGAGCAAACGGCCCGUUAUUAUUGGAGGAUGCAACUUGGACUGCGUGGUUCAUCUGGAAUCCGACGAACUAAAGCUUGAUGGUCGCAUACAUACGGGCCGAUUCGAUUACAGUGCAGGCGGAGUGGGCAGGAAUAUUUGCGAAGCGCUGAGCAAAUUGAACUGCCCCACACACUUAAUAUCGGCUGUAGGAGACGACCACCAAGGCAACAGUUUGCUGAACCACAUCCCGCAAGAGUCUCAUCGAUGUAUUGCCAAACUUUCCGAAGAGAACACAGCUCAAUGCAUAGUAGUGGUGGAUAAGCAAGGAGACUGUCGGUUUCUCAUGGGAGACAUGCACAUUCACGAAAAAAUAUCUCUAUCUAUGGUGGAGACGCACGAGCAACUAAUCAGAGACGCUCCGCUGAUCGUGAUGGAUGGCAAUAUCGGAAUAGACACAAUGGAUAAAGUCUUGGAAAUGGCCCUGAAAUACAAUGUGCCAGUAUUUUACGAGCCGACCGACAUCGGCAUUUCCCGAAAACCCUUUAAAACCGCACACUGGAGGGCCAUCAAAUUCAUAACUCCCAACAUCGGGGAGCUUCAUGAUAUUGCAAAUUGUUUAAAAAUACCUGCAAACUUGUCGACUGAAGCACUAGAUAAAGUUGCAGAAGUUGCUGAAAGCUUGGCCUGCUACAUCGACAAUGUCCUGGUCACUAUGGGUCCAGAAGGUGUUUUAAUAGCCAGAAAAGGGAGUGCUGGGGAUUCUCCUAUGAAAAACGCCAACUUUGCGGAAAAACUUUCAGUGCGUCAUUAUCCAGUGCACGGAAAAACCGAAGUUAUUAAUGUGAGCGGUGCAGGCGACUGUUUUGCCAGUGGCUUCAUUGCAGGGCUGCUGCAGAACUGCUCUGAAAGUCAAUGUGUGUCUGUGGGUUUUGCUGCGGCUGUUGCAGCUCUAAAGUCGCGAACCCCAGUUCCUGAAGCCAUUUUUAAAGGCCAACGUAUAUCAGGAUUAAAGGAAGCUGAAUUUAUAGCUCUGCAUUAAAAAGUGCAGCUGAACUGUAUAUUUGCUAUUUUUGUUUCAUCGUUUUCACUAUUCUUGAAACAUCAUCAUAAUUGAUUCAUCUCGGGUUUUAACUGUUAAAAACUAUUUUAAUUUAAAUUACUAAUAACUGAAUAAUAAAUUCAAGGAAUUGAAAAAGUUAAUUGGCUGAUUUGAUCAGUAAACUCUUUUUUGUGAAUAGUGCAGAAUUUCCUCUAAGUUAUAUUUAAAUAUAUUGUUUGCUUCAGUUGGCAAUUAAGUACAGCAUACAUAACCGAAUGGAGAGCCUAGUUGCCUCGGACUGGUAAGUAAUAACCAUGAUACAAUGGAUACUAAUGAAUGAAUGUAUUCGUUGUAUCAUGAGUAAUAACUACAGUAAUCGGGUCUUUGUCUUACCUUUGGGUUUUUUCUCAAAAUCUGCUGUUCUCAAAUUCAGUUCAUAUUCAAAAAAAAAUUGCUAUCGCGGUUGGAACUGAUCAAAAAAAUAUAGUUAACUUUUCUAGAGAUACAUAGUUUUCAACAAUUAUUAUCUAGAAGCAACAGUCUAAAGACCUUGAAACUUGGACCUUUGUGGGUUGAGAAUAAUCAAUGAAAACCAUGAAUGCUCUAGAGGAGCAAUUGCAGAUAUUUAAAUUGUUCCUGAUAAAGAUCAAAGUUUAGUUUCGUUGCAAUUUGCGAUCGAAGACAAGAAAUUUGUAGUCAAGAAAGUAAAAUUGUUACUUUUCGAGUUCUGCAUUAUGCAAAUCACUGCCAAUUACUGUUUAGAGCUAAGUGGAGUCAGUGGGUUCUACUAGAUGGAAGAUUCUGGUUUUUCACGAGGUUUCAAGUGACUACCUUCCUUGGGAAUGUGACCUUAUUGAAUUUGACCAGCUAAUUAAUGAUAAUUAUACUGACGUUUUUUUGAAUUCCCUAGUUAUUGAUCUGCAUUUAAAUUAUAGGUGGAUAAGAUCAGUUCACUUCAACUGUAGAACUGCCCAAAAAGUUUAUUUAUUACUAUAAUGUGAAUGUGUACAUGAUUUUGUUAUUAUUAUGUACAGGGUGAUGCAAACUUGACGCCCAAGGUCUACUGCCAAAAAGAAAACUGAUAAUAAAAUUAUAAUUCUAGGGUCUCAAAUGUGAUGCUCUAAAGGCCGUGUCCCAUGCGUCCGUUUGAACGAUGAUACGAUCGAAACACUUUCGUACCAUUGUAUCACCGUACAAACGGAUGCAUGGGACACGGCCUUUACUGAAGCUAUUUUACUGAAUUUUAAUUUACUGAAUUUAAUAAGCUUUACUGAAUACUCGCAUCGUCUCUUUAGACGUUUGGGUCAGAGAUAUUUUCAGAGAUUUUUUAACAUAUAUUUGAUUAAGAAAAUAAUUACAAACAUGGUUGAAUAAACUUUAUUUAUAAACUUUCUCUACGAUAUUAAUGGCUCCCCUGAUGUUGAACUUGUGACGUCAAUUUAGUCAAGUCUGGUUUAUAGUUAGUCGAACACCUUCUCCUGUUUUUGCUUAAAAUAAAUUUCAUUUGUGAAAAUUUUUGCAUGUGGACACAUUUAUAAGUGGACCCGAAUGUGGACAAAAUGGCAAAGCCUAUUUUUUUAAAUGAUGAAAACCUUGUAGGAAGUAAUGCCCAACAUGUUGAUAUAAUGAGAAAAUCUUCUGUAUUUUCCAAAUUGUUCGCAAUUUCUUGAAUUUAUCCAUCCAGAAUAUUUAACUUGUAAAAUCAAUCAUUUCUAAACUAAAAUUUAUACAUAUACAAAA